AAUUUUGAUUCAGAAAAAUUUGAUACACGAUUUUGUGCAUUUUGUAAAGGAAUAGGUGAUGGUUUGAGUCACCAAGAAGCUCGUUUGCUGUAUUGUGGACAAAACGAAUGGGUUCACGCAAAUUGUGCCCUUUGGUCUUCAGAAGUAUAUGAAGAAAUAGAUGGUUCACUACAAAAUGUUCAUAGUGCUUUAUCAAGAGGCCGCUCUAUUAGAUGCACCUAUUGUAAGUUAAAAGGGGCAAGUAUUGGAUGCUGUGCAAAAAGUUGUUAUGAAACCUUCCAUUUCUCUUGUGCCCGAACCAUGAAGUGCAAUUUUAUGCAUGAUAAGACUGUUUAUUGUCCUUCUCAUGACCUUCCAGUUAAUAGUACUGUAAUCUCAUCUUUAGCUGAUUUUGAUAUUCGACGAUCUGUGUACAUAGAAUUAGAUAAAAAGAAGAAGAAACUAGUGGAUCCUGAAAAGGUUCAUACAAUUGUGGGAUCUCUUACAAUCACUAGCUUGGGUAAAGUUAUACCUGUAUUAUCAGAUACUCCCGACGCCAUUAUUCCAACAGGGUUUGUAUGCUCACGUCUUUUUUGGUCAACAGUGGAGCCGUGGAAACUUGUACCAUAUGUUAUUAAGACGUCUGUGCUGAAUUCACAGAUAAAUAGCAUUAUUGUUGAUAAAAACUUCACUGUUAAUCAUUCGUUGCCUAAAUCUGUGGUUGAGAAAAAAUUAAAAGAGAUUUUAGUUUGGCAAAAGGAUUUAGAAAAAGAAAAAAUUGACGCAGUUGAUUUGGAAGAUGAAGAUGAACCUCAAAAUGCCACUGAUAUUCUUUCCCCUGAACUCACUGAUGCCAUAUUAGAGGAGUUGCCACGAGAUCUUUUGGACGGUAUAUCAAUGCAAGAUAUAUUUCCUAAAUUUGUGUCAUAUGAAGAAUUCGUUAAUGUGGACUUCAAAAAUCCUGAUACACAAAAUAGCAAUGAUGGUAUUAAAAUAGAUGCCAUUAAUAAUUUAAACGACUCUUUUAAAAAAAUUCCUGAAAUUGAUGAAAAAGAACAACUACAAGAUGACUUUUGCGACUUAAAGAACCGAGAACUAAAGCGUAGUAAGUCUGAAGUUUUUCCUCAACUUGGAGUAGAAAAAGUAUCGAAAUCAAGAAGUCAACAGCGAUCUUGCAGCUUAACAUGGAGUUGUAAGUUAGAUACAUCUCUUUCUCCUUUAGUAAAGAAACGUAAAAUGGUACCUCGGGACAAAAAUGUAUUUUUCCAACUGUUACAAGUAGAUGGAGCGUAUGAUUCUAGUAGCGCAAGCGAAUGUGGUUCACCACGUCGUGAAACUGAAGAUUUAUGGUCUCCAAACAUUUGUGAUGAACCUGUUAAAUGUCAAAGAUGCCAGUGUACCUACAGAACACAGGCUAGUUACAAGAGGCACCUGGAAAGUUGUGAAAUAAUAACAAGCGAUAGCGAUUCAGAAACGGUUCACGAGCAAGAUUUUAAUUCAUCUGAACAAUCAAUUCAAGCAGUAGCUGAUGCCGUUGCAUCAAUUACAGAUGUAACAACAAAUAGCGAUACUGAUGUGGAAUUAAAAGUCGGUGAAGUCUCGAGGACCUAUGGAAUGAAUUCUUAUGAAGAAUUCAGUGCUUAUCACCUAAACGAAAAUAACGAAUGUAAAACACAGUCUACAGUUGUUGCAGAUACAUCAGCAUUGCCUUCUACAUCUAAUCACGCUGAGAUACUGUAUUCAAACGUUCUUCAGCCUGCUCCAAUUCAAGAGAAGUCAGUUCAAAACUUUUAUACCGUUCCAACUCAAAAUUUUAAUCAAGUUGUCUCUACACCUCAGACCCAAACUGUUACUCUGACCCAAAGUUCAAGUCCGUCAUUUUUCGAUGGGCAUCAAACUGUAUCUAUUAAUAGUAACCAUAAUUCCAGUAUCACACAGGCCAGUGCAAUUCCCCUAAAUCAAAUCACUACUGUACCUUUGACCACUCAAACUACACCAAUUUGUAUUAAUCAACCUAGUACUGUUCCACUUUGUCUGAACCAGACUACAAAUACCGCCGGUUCUAUUUCAGUUGUUCAGUCUUCACCCAUUGCUGUAAAUCAUCCUACACCAAUAACUUUAAAUCAACCUGGUGUAAUAUCUAUUGGACAACAAUCAAUUCCUCUAAGCAGCAAUCCAAGUUCUAUCCAAAUCAAUCCACCCAUUGAAAUUCAGUCCCAGCAAGUCACAAUUCAGUCUGUGCCAGUGAAUCAAGAAGUAAAUCAGGUACUCAAUAUUCCCCAACAAAAUCCAAUAACCAUUGACACAAAGAUGCUAGCUACACCCUCUGUAGUCAAUCCUGGAAUUGUACCUGGCCAGUGGAUGAAGUCAAUACCUAAACCAGUUCCAGUUCCAAAACCUAUUAGAGCAAAGUGUCGUCCAAGAACGUUAGCAGCUAAAAGAACUAAAAUAGCACCUGGCAGUACAAUAGUUCUUCCUCAAACCAGCUCUGGACCACAAGUAAUAGUGCAGCACAUUGCAUCUCCUAAUAUGAUGCCCGCAUUUUUAGAAACUUUUCAACACCAGACAGGACAAAAUCUACAGUAUGUAGCAACCAUUAGCCCUCAAAUUACUCAGGCUGUUAAUUCACAACCACAGAUAGUUCAGUUACAGCCUGACAAUAACAUUGUAGGUUUAGUGCCUGGUCUGCAACAACCUACCAUGAUAAUUCAACAACCAAGAGUCGUUACAGAUCAACUUAUUAUUGAUCAAAACGGUUCAGUUAUGUGGGCAUCUCAACCAGUUCAGCCGGUCUAUUAUGGGUUUGAAACUAUUGUACAGAAUACCGUUAUGCAAUCUCAACAGUUCCUUCCAACUACAGUACCUGGUAUUUUAACAGCAAAUAGCAGUUAUUCAUCAACAACCCAAGUGUUUCAAACUAGUAAAUUAGAGCCGCUAUUGGACGUAUCUUCUGGGAGCUUUGUGGUGCUAAAUCCAAAUACGGUAAUUAAUAAUGGACAAUCUUUGCCAGUAGCACAAAUACCUCAAGCACCUCCUCCACAACCAAUUCAGAAUAAUAUGCAAAGCCAACAAGUGUCAGUUCGGCCGCCUGUUCCUCCAGAAAUCAAGAUCAAUAUUGCAAAACCUGUUGAAGUUACUACCCCAGCUAUACCAGUUACUACUCUCAAAUCAGCGGUUACAACAACUACAACUACAAUAACUACCGCAGCAAACGCACAUUCUACAUCCAGUAAUACCUACAACAGCAUCACAUUGCCUGUUGCACCUUUUGUGCCCGAGCAAAGAAUUCCUACAAAUAUUGUUACACCUACUCCUAAAGUUUCUACAUCCAAUCAAAAUCGACCCAUGAGUAGAGUUCUUCCAAUGCAGACCACGUCGGUUCGUGACACAAAAAAGAUUGCAAACAUGGCAGACAAACCCCACGAAAUUAUUAUAAAAACUGAACAACCUACUAAUAUUUCGGAGGAAAUAUUGAAAGCAAAGAAAAGUAUAAUUGUAGAAGAGGAAUUAAUAAAACCAAAAACAAAAGAAAUCAUGAUUCAAACGGUGGAGGCUCUAAAUAAAAACCAAGGGAUUCCCUUAUCUAUAAAAUCUACUCUUGAAAAAUCAAAAGAAGAACCGCAGCAGAGAAAAGUAACCGAAAGUACCAAUCAGAAGAAUUAUUCGGUUCAAAUUAUUUCUCUUAAGGCAGUGAAACCGAAAGCAGCAUCACAAUCUCCAUCCAUAUCCUUAUCAACAUCAGUAUCACCAACUAAAACAAUUACUGCUUUCGCUGAGACACCGUUUACGUCGGCAAAAGAAAUUCAUGAUCCCGGUAUGCCUAAAAACAAUGUUAAUAAACAGCCAGCAGUUAAGUCUGAACCAAAAGUGCACAAUGAGAAAGUAGAAAGUAGUUCUAAUCCAGGAAUAUUAUAUACUGUAGAAACUAGAGAUGGUUUUCGUUAUUCUUCCAACUCGGUUUCUGAUCUUUGGUCGAAAGUUUUUGAAGCGGUUCAAGCUGCCAGAAUCGCUCAUAAUAUGGCUCCUUUGCCAUCGAAUGGAUUAAACCUGAUAAACAAUUUACAAUUGCUUGGUUUAAAAGCAAACAGCUUACGCUAUCUUUUAGAACAACUUCCUGGGGCAUCAAAAUGUGUAAAAUAUAAACCUAAUUUUAAUUUUAAUACAGCUCAUAGUUCUGUCGAUGAUGAUAUACUCAUAGGACAAUCUUAUGGGGCUAUUAGAUGUGCUCCUUACAAUAAAAGGCACGAAACAAAUGAUAUGUUUGGAUGGUUAGCAUCGAAACAUAGAAAAUUAGAAGACCACACUACACUAAACGAGAUUCAGCCUAGGAGAAGUUCGGUCACGAAUCUUCCCAUGGCAAUGAGAUUCAGGCAGCUUCGACUAUCUUCAAAAAUCUCUGUUGGCGUCUAUAGAUCAAGUAUACACCGAAGAGGACUUUUUUGCUUAAGAGACAUCGAAAGUGGAGAGAUGGUUAUUGAAUAUGCGGGAGAGGUAAUUAGAUCUGUGCUUACUGAUAAGAGAGAAAAACAUUACAACUCAAAGGGGAUUGGAUGCUACAUGUUCAGGAUCGAUGAUAACUUGGUUGUUGAUGCAACCAUGAAAGGAAAUGCUGCCAGAUUUAUAAACCACUCAUGUGAUCCUAAUUGUUAUUCCAAAGUGGUAGAAAUAUUAGGCCACAAGCACAUAAUUAUUUUUGCUCUCAGGAAAAUAUUUUGUGGCGAAGAAUUAACUUAUGAUUAUAAAUUUCCUUUCGAAGAAGAUAAAAUACCCUGUACAUGUGGCGCACGUAGGUGCCGUAAAUUUCUUAACUGAUACUGUAGAAUUAUCCCCGUUUUGUAUUUGUUUGUAUGUAUAUUGAUUCACGAAAUUUUUUAUAUUGUAUAUAACGAACUUGUAGCACAUAUUGUAGUCAAAACCAAUGGAAUACUAGAAGGAAAUGCAUUAAUUAUAGCGCGUAAGUUUUGUAUAAUAACAGUAUUCGGGAAAAAAAAUUGUCAAUUUGGCUGUGAGAAACGCAUUUGUGCCAUUGGCUCAAUAGGUGCUACACCGUGUAAAAAUAUAAAAUUUUAAUAUAAAACUUCUUGUGAUACUUUUAAUGUUAUAAUUUUGCUAGUUUUUUAAAUAA
Messenger RNA from Agrilus planipennis (emerald ash borer), 5104 nucleotides. Its product is annotated as histone-lysine N-methyltransferase trithorax-like. Lineage: Eukaryota; Metazoa; Arthropoda; Insecta; Coleoptera; Buprestidae. Gene Ontology annotation, cellular component: nucleus; histone methyltransferase complex. The transcript is spliced from 4 exons. Gene Ontology annotation, biological process: positive regulation of DNA-templated transcription. The record is from RefSeq and is a predicted model, not a curated record. The annotation marks the transcript as partial. Gene Ontology annotation, molecular function: protein binding; histone H3K4 methyltransferase activity.